Messenger RNA from Ustilago hordei, 2106 nucleotides. RefSeq lists its product as uncharacterized. Lineage: Eukaryota; Fungi; Basidiomycota; Ustilaginomycetes; Ustilaginales; Ustilaginaceae. Bases 1 to 2106 code for a protein of 701 amino acids. The transcript has a single exon. The record is from RefSeq and is a predicted model, not a curated record.
AUGGUUCAAGACCAUCCUGCUCGGAUACUAGCUGAUACCGGUGCUGGUUUGUCCAUAGUCUCAGAUUCUUUCAUUAGUAAGUACCAAAUACCCACAAAACCCAUAAAAACAAGAUCGAUCCAUGGUGUCACCGGGCACCAACUCUCCAUCAAUAGUUCUGCGAGCAUGCAGGUAUCUAUUGGUACACACAAUCUGGGUGUGGUCGAAGCUUCAGUGGCCGACACUGCAGACUAUGACCUCAUCCUGGGGUUCACUGAGCUACGGAGGCUCAAACCCACCAUACAAUGGGAUACGGGCCAGCUGGAGUUCAAGACUCAGGAGCAGGACCGACCCCCUAGGAGACCCCCUGAAGCAGCAAGAGCAGGGGACCUAACCAUGAGGAGACCAACCCUUCAUGGUAACGAGUUUGUCUCAGCAGAGCGCAUACUACGAGCAGCUCUGGAAGAUGGACCCAUAGGGUUCAUGCUGUUAGAGGAGCCACCAUCAUCACUCCCGGCCUUUGGUUUUGUACCUACAGGCGCAGACAAAGGAGUCGAGAUGGAGGUGGAGGUAGAUAAGGUGGUGACGGCUGCAGACAUACCAAAGCCAUACCAACACCUGCAAGAUGUGUUUGAUGAGGUGGAAGCAGACAAGCUGCCCCAUCAUACCGAGCAUGAUCUCCACCUCGAGUUGAUAGAAGGAGGGAAGCCACCUCAAGGGCCCCUAUACCUUAAGGGACCCAAGGAGAUGUCCGAGUUGAGGAGAUACUUGGAUGAGAACCUCGAGAAGGGGUUCAUAAGACCAUCGAAGAGCCCGGCACGAUCACCAGUGCUCUUCGUACCAAAGAAGGAUGGAGGUCUCAGACUCUGUGUGGACUACAGAGGUCUCAACGAGAUCACUGUCAAGAACAGGGCACCAUUGCCCCUCAUCGAGGAGCAGCUGUUCUUACUCAGGAAGGCAAGGAUCUAUACCAAGCUGGACCUUAGAGCAGCAUACAACCUCAUCCGGAUUGCUAAAGGAGAUGAAUGGAAGACAGCUUUUGGCACUCAGUUGGGACUCUAUGAGUACCUAGUGAUGCCCUUUGGCCUAGCCAAUGCUCCGGCUCACUUCCAGUCAUUCAUCAAUGACAUCUUCCGAGACAUCAUUGGAGUAUAUGUAGUGGUAUACUUAGAUGACUUCCUGAUCUUCAGUGACACUGAAGAGGUACAUGUGAAGCAUGUCACCGAGGUCCUCACUCGCUUAAGGAGCAACAGGCUCUUUGCUAAGCUGUCGAAGUGUGAGUUCCACACCAAGACAGUCGAGUUCCUGGGGUACAUCAUCAAGCCAACGGGCAUAGAGAUGGACCCAGAAAAGGUGCGCACUGUCAAGGAGUGGCCAAUGCCAGAGUCAAUCCAUGACAUCCAGAGGUUCCUGGGUUUUGCCAACUUCUAUCGAAGGUUCAUAGCCCACUUUGCUCGCAUAGCCAAGCCCUUGACAGCACUGGUAAAGCCUAUAGAACGGUUCAAGAAGUUCGAGCUACCAGAGGAGGCCCAACAGGCCUUCCACAAGCUCAUCCAGGCCUUCACAUCAGCAGGAGUGCUUCAGCACUUCGACUACCACCUUCCAACAAGGUUGGAGACUGAUGCAAGUGACUUUGCUAUAGCAGGAGUGCUCAAGCAGGAGCAUGAAGGACGAUGGCAUCCAGUGGCCUUCUACUCUAGGAAGAUGUCUUCUGCCGAGAAAAACUAUGAGAUCCAUGAUAAGGAGCUCCUAGCUGUGGUCGCCUGCCUCACUCAGUGGCGACACAUGCUAGCUGGACUACCGAACCAACUGGUCAUCCUCACUGACCAUGAAGCCCUCAAGUACUUCAAGUCACAGAGACGCAUCACAGGUCGACAGGCUCGAUGGGCCAUACUACUAGCAGACUUCGACUUCAUAUUGCAGUAUCGACCAGGAGACAAAGGUGGUGAACCCGAUGCUCUCACCAGAAGGACAGACAUGCAACCAGCUGGUGAGGAGCAGGAUCACAAUGUGAGGCAACUACUGCCUCCUCGAGUGUUCAAGGAGACAGCAGACCAUGACUCGCUCCUAGUGGCCCCCAUGAUCUCGAUGGAGUCCAUAGGAGCAGCAUCGCUGGCGACGCUGUGA